Messenger RNA from Candidula unifasciata, 2925 nucleotides. Lineage: Eukaryota; Metazoa; Mollusca; Gastropoda; Stylommatophora; Geomitridae. The record is from the annotation of a GenBank genome assembly.
AUGCCUAUGGCGCAGUUGGACUCCACAGGUCUAGCGGAGCUAGCACACAGGGAAUACCAAGCAGGGGACUAUGAACGAUCGGAAGCUCAUUGUAUGCAGCUGUGGCGCCAGGAGCCAGACAACACUGGGGUGCUGCUCCUUCUCAGCUCCAUACAUUUUCAGUGUAGAAGAUUAGAAAGAUCUGCAUACUUCAGCCAGUUAGCAAUCAAACAAAACCCAAUGCUGGCUGAAGCCUAUUCCAAUCUAGGAAAUGUGUACAAGGAGAGGAACCAGUUGGCUGAUGCCCUGGAGAAUUACAGACAUGCAGUGCGGCUGAAACCAGACUUUAUUGAUGGGUACAUCAACUUAGCGGCGGCUCUGGUGGCAGCCGGAGACAUGGAGCAGGCAGUUCAGGCUUACGUGACAGCUUUACAAUACAAUCCUGACCUCUACUGUGUCAGGAGUGACCUGGGCAACCUGCUGAAAGCCUUGGGUCGGUUAGACGAAGCUAAGGCGUGUUACUUAAAGGCCAUUGAGACAUGUCCCAACUUUGCUGUGGCUUGGAGUAACCUCGGCUGCGUGUUCAAUGCGCAGGGAGAAAUCUGGCUGGCCAUUCACCAUUUUGAAAAGGCAGUUGCACUGGAUCCAAACUUCCUAGAUGCAUACAUAAACCUUGGCAAUGUCUUGAAAGAAGCCAGGAUUUUUGACAGGUCUGUAGCUGCCUACUUGAGGGCCCUAAACUUGAGCCCCAAUCAUGCCGUUGUACAUGGCAACCUGGCGUGUGUCUACUAUGAACAGGGACUCAUUGACCUGGCAAUCGAUACCUACAAAAGGGCAAUAGAGCUACAACCCAACUUCCCUGAUGCCUACUGUAACCUGGCUAAUGCCUUGAAAGAAAAGGGACAGGUGAAGGAGGCUGAGGAAUGCUACAACACGGCCCUGCGCCUGAGCCCUACGCAUGCUGAUUCUCUUAACAACCUGGCCAACAUCAAAAGAGAACAAGGCAACACAGAAGAGGCAGUCCGGCUGUAUCUCAAAGCUCUAGAGGUGUACCCAGAAUUUGCUGUGGCCCAUUCAAACCUGGCAAGUGUUUUACAGCAGCAAGGAAAGCUGCAUGAAGCUCUGAUGCACUAUAAGGAAGCCAUCAGGAUUUCACCAACAUUUGCUGAUGCGUACUCAAACAUGGGGAACACCCUGAAAGAGAUGCAAGACAUCCAGGGUGCUCUGCAAUGUUACACACGAGCCAUACAGAUCAACCCAGCAUUUGCUGAUGCACACAGUAACCUGGCUUCCAUACAUAAGGACUCUGGUAACAUUCCUGAAGCCAUUGCUUCCUACAGAACUGCCUUAAAGUUGAAACCAGAUUUUCCAGAUGCAUACUGCAAUCUGGCACACUGCCUACAGAUCGUCUGUGAUUGGACAGAUUACCCAAGUCGAAUGAAACGAUUGGUGCAGAUAGUCAAUGAGCAGCUGGAGAAAAAUCGGCUACCUUCAGUACACCCACACCACAGCAUGCUUUACCCACUGACCCACUCCAUGCGUAAAGCCAUCGCCGCCCGACAUGCCAGCCUUUGCCUGGAGAAGAUCAAUGUGCUACACAAGCCAGUCUACCACCACAAGAGGGAGCCGUUGAAUGGGGGACGUCUGCGCAUCGGCUAUGUCAGCUCUGACUUUGGCAACCACCCAACCUCGCACCUCAUGCAGAGUAUCCCCGGACACCAUGACAGGUCUCAGGUGGAGAUUUUCUGCUAUUCCCUGAGCCCAGACGACAGCACCACUUUCAGGCAGAAGAUCUCUCAGGAGGCGGAACAUUUUAUAGACUUGUCCAAGAUUCCUUGCAACGGCAAGGCUGCCGACAAGAUUCAGGCUGAUGGCAUAGAUAUUCUUGUCAAUAUGAACGGAUAUACAAAAGGGGCUCGCAAUGAACUAUUUGCUCUCCGGCCGGCACCAAUCCAAGUAAUGUGGCUAGGUUACCCAGGCACCUCCGGUGCUUCAUUCAUGGACUACAUCAUCACAGAUAGAAUCACCUCUCCCAUAGAACUGGCCUCACAGUACUCGGAGAAGCUGGCCUACAUGAAGGACACUUUCUUCAUCGGUGAUCACAUGAACAUGUUCCCACACAUGCAGCAUCGCCUGGUGCUGCGGGUCACCGACGCUAAUGAUCUACCCACCAAAGCUGUCAUGUACCUGAACGCCCUCGAUUUGGAGCCCAUCAAGGCUUUGGCUACUGUAGUUGAGACAAACAACAAGUCAGCAACAGGUGAAGAGAUUCCUCGUUGUGUGAUACUCUCCUCGAGACUUCAGUAUGGGCUGCCUGAUGAGGCCGUGGUCUACUGCAACUUUAACCAGCUUUACAAGAUAGAUCCUAACACACUGGAGAUGUGGUGUGAGAUCUUGAAGCAAGUCCCCAACAGUGUCCUGUGGCUGCUGCGCUUCCCUGCCGUGGGUGAGACAAACAUCCACCAGGCAGCACAGAACUAUGGGCUUUCUGCAGGCAGAAUUAUUUUCUCUAACGUUGCUCCAAAGGAGGAGCAUGUACGCCGUGGCCAGGUUGCUGACGUCUGCCUAGACACACCUUUGUGUAAUGGUCACACAACAGGAAUGGAUGUCUUGUGGGCAGGGACUCCGAUGGUCACCUAUCCAGCGGAAACCCUUGCCUCUCGUGUGGCUUCUAGUCAGCUGCAGUCUCUGGGCUGCCCGGAACUGGUGGCCAGGACUAGAGAAGAUUACAUCAAAGUUGCUGUCAAGCUGGGACAAGACCCCAACUAUUUGCAAGCCAUGAAGGCAAAGGUGUGGAAGGCUCGCACAUCCAGUCCACUGUUCAACACCAAGAUCUACGCCAACAACCUGGAGAAGCUCUUUGAUCGCAUGUGGAAACGCUUUGAGCAGGGCUUGCAGCCAGAACAUUUGGUACAGGCGUACGACGUGCCUAAUGGCUCAGCUUGA